This is a messenger RNA of Oxyura jamaicensis (ruddy duck), 1595 nucleotides long. Its product is annotated as zinc finger and BTB domain-containing protein 5-like. Gene Ontology annotation, biological process: regulation of transcription by RNA polymerase II. NCBI's taxonomy places the organism in Eukaryota, Metazoa, Chordata, Aves, Anseriformes, Anatidae. The record is from RefSeq and is a predicted model, not a curated record. Gene Ontology annotation, molecular function: RNA polymerase II cis-regulatory region sequence-specific DNA binding; DNA-binding transcription factor activity.
UAAACAAGUGGAUAAUACUAUUAUGUUUGAUCAGUCUUCUGGUGCUCAAGAAGAUGCUCAAAUGCCCAGCCAGUCAGACAACAGUAGAGGAAACAUUUCACAGAUAUCUAUGUCAUCUCAGGUAAUACAAGUGGAAACCUGUUUUGAUCGGGAAGCUACUUCUGAGAAAAACAACUUCCCAUGCAAAAAUCCAGAUGUCGGUCUAACUAAAAAAGAACAUAUGAGUGUGGUGGUUAAAUCUGAACCUUUGAGUUCUCCAGAGCCUCAAGAUGAAGUGAGUGAUGUCACUUCUCAAGCAGAAGGCAGUGAGUCUGUUGAAGUGGAAGGAGGAGUGGUGACUGCAGAGAAGUUAGAACUGAGUCCUGAAAGCAGCGAUUGCAGCUUUUUUGACCCACAGUCUAGUACUGAUAGGGUUGGAGACAUCCAUAUUAUGGAAGUGUCAAAUAACCUGGAACAUAAUUCCACUUUCAGUAUCUCAAAUUUUCUGAAUAAAAGCAGAGGUAGCAACUUUGGUGCAAGUCAAAAUACCAGUGACAACAUUCCAAAUACAAUAAGUGACUGCAGAAUGGAUAGUGAUGCCUCUUACCUAUUGAGUCCAGAGUCCGGGACUGCUAAUGGUCAUUCCUCUGCUAUGGUUUCUCAUGCAAAUAAUCCAUUCAGUGAGCCUUCAGAGUCUCAUUUUCUUAGACCAAUGCAGGAUAUGAUGGGUCUUCCAUGUGUACAGACUUCCGGGUACUGGGCUACAGAACAAUUUGGUCUUGAUUUCCCAAGGUCAAGCUUGGGCCUGCACUCUUUGUCAAGGACAAUGAUGGGCUCCAUAAGAGGUGGAGCUAGUGGUUUUCCUGGCUAUCGUUGCAUAGCCCCCAAAAUGCCUGUUGUGACCUCUGCUGGGAGCUCCCAGCUACAAGAUAACCCUUCCAGUCCCCAGCUGUUAAUCAAUGGGACCACUUCUUUUGAGAAUGGACUUCCUUCACAACCUGGUCCACUACAGUUGACAAGGGCAUCUGCCGAUGUUCUUUCAAAAUGUAAGAAGGCCUUAUCUGAACACAAUGUGUUGGUUGUAGAAGGUGCUCAUAAAUAUGCCUGUAAGAUCUGCUAAGACUGCAAGAAGCACAUUCAUGUGCAUACACGAGAAAAGCCUUAUGCCUGUUUUAAGUGUGGCAAAUGGUUCAGCCAGUCCAGCCACCUAUAUAAACAUUCCAAAACAACCUGUCUGAGGUGGCAGAGCAGCAAUCUACCUAGCACUUUGCUUUAAUCUCCUCCACUCCAUAGCCUCAUGGGAAUGCUAAUACAAAUUUAUAAGACUAGAGUAUUUGAGGAAUAUCAAUGCUAUUUUGUUCAAGGCUGAGAAGCUGCCCUUAUAGAUUAGUGAAUGCUUGUGUGUGAAAUUGUUACAAACACAGAAGUCUUGAUUCUGUAAAUUGGCGAUAAUGCCAUAUUUACUUCACUUGUGGUGGUUUCACACUGAUGCACAUCUAAACACCACAAUCACUCUCUCAUUCCCUCUCCUCAAAGGGUGGGGGGAGGAAAGUAUGAUGGGAAAGAAAAAGGCUCACAGGUUAAGAUAAGAAUAAUCUAAUUAAAGGGAAAAGAAA